Linum trigynum is the source of this 312-nucleotide messenger RNA. The record is from the annotation of a GenBank genome assembly. Lineage: Eukaryota; Viridiplantae; Streptophyta; Magnoliopsida; Malpighiales; Linaceae.
AUGAGAGCCGAGAUCGAGAGAGAAGGGUCGUUUGCUGUGGAUCGCCUGGAGAUCAUCGUGAUCCCAUGGGAUGGGUGUAAUGGAGGAGGAACGCUGUAUGACAGGGCAACCAUGGCGAGGAAUAUGGGGAAAGCGAUUAGAGCAGUGAACGAGGCGAUGAUUCGGAGCCAUUUCGUUGGAGGAGAUGCGGAGUUUAUGGACCGUUCGUUUCAGAAGUUCGGUAGGAUCAUGGUGGAUGACUCGAAGGAAGUUGAGCAUGUCAGUAUGAAUCUUUGCUUCAACAAUAUCUUCUGUUGUUUAACUGAGCCGUAG